This is a messenger RNA of Drosophila montana, 816 nucleotides long. RefSeq names its product fibrinogen-like protein 1. The record is from RefSeq and is a predicted model, not a curated record. The transcript has 2 exons. The coding region runs from base 1 to 816 and encodes 271 amino acids. NCBI's taxonomy places the organism in Eukaryota, Metazoa, Arthropoda, Insecta, Diptera, Drosophilidae.
AUGAUGCAAUUCCCAUUUGUGGUUUUGCUGACCUUUCUCAGCUACACUCUGGCUGAUAAGGAGGAGCUAUGUGACUCAGAGAUUGAAGCAUGGAAAUCCCAAAUCGAUAUAUUGGAAGCUGAUAUUGAAGAGCACGAAGAGAAAUUACAAAUUUUAACAUCCGAAAUGAAUAUCCAAUUAAAGUCAAUAGAUUUUAGUUUAGUUGCCAAUAAUUCCGCGGAAAUAGAGCAUCAAUUGCAACUAGAAGAAAAGGAAAACUAUUUCAAGAGUUUUUUAAACUGUGAUUCGCGGCAAAUAUCUCAUAACUGGCUACAUUAUUUAAGAUUCAAGGGUACCUAUGAGUUCAAGUUACCCGAUUGGACAAUAUUCUCUGCAUUCUACGACUCGGAUUGGACAGUUAUACAGAGGCGAACGUGCCAACACUUAAAUACGGGUUCCGGUCAUCCGGAUAGUGAGUUUUUCAUAGGCUUGGAUAAGUUUUAUGCCAUGAUUGCGUCGCAACCUCACGAACUGCUUAUAUAUUUUCAAUACUAUCACAAUCAUAUCGGCUAUGCAUAUUAUAAAAACUUUUCAAUUGGAAACGAGCAGGAGGACUACAAGCUAAUUUCAUUGGGUCAAUACUCGGGCAAUCUCCUAACCUAUCUGGAAAAAUGUGUGGGAUUACGGUCUGGCAACUCCGCAACUGGGCAACCGGGCAACUGGGCAACUGGCGACUCGAGAGUCGAGACGCCUCUUGAUGAUGUGGAUAACGCGCCUACGAGCAUAGGUGUCGCCAAGGCGAUUAGGCAGCAGCAGCAGCAGCAGCAACAACAAUGA